CAUUGUCAAUCAGCACUGACCAAUAAAUAGCUCCCUUCCACACCCCUUGCAUUGUCAAGAUAGCACCAACCGAAGCUGCUGUCUUUGUCUCUCUGCAUCCUUUCUCUGUUUGUGUGGGUUUGCGUGAGGAAGACAUGGCUAGGGGCAAUUGUUACAGGGAUGUGCUGCCAUUCACGGCCUUGGUGACCAUGGAGUGCACCAACGUGGGCUUAAACACACUCUUCAAGGCGGCCACUUCGAAAGGGAUGAGCUACCAUGUCUUUGUUGUCUACGCUUAUGCCAUUGCUGCUAUUGUCCUCCUUCCCGCACCCUUUCUCUCUCUAAGAUCAAGAGUGCUUCCUCCACUUAGUUUUUCCAUACUGUCCAAAAUUGGUCUGCUUGGGCUCAUAGGGAGUUCAUCUCAGAUCAUGGGGUAUACAGGCAUCAAUUUCAGCUCUCCAACACUUGCUUCAGCCAUCAGCAACCUGGUGCCAGCUUUCACCUUCAUACUGGCCAUCCUUUUCAGGAUGGAAAAGAUAGAUUUGAGAGGCACGAGCAGUUUGGCUAAAAUCUUGGGCACCAUAGUUUCAAUAGCAGGUGCAUUUGUAGUGACCCUCUACAGAGGCCCGCCGAUCGUCAUCGCUCAACCAUUAUCCGUUUCACUUCAUCAACCUCUAAACUCGUUAAAAUCAGAUUGGGUAAUUGGUGGCCUUCUACUCACAGCUGAAUAUAUUUUGCUUCCACUAUGGUAUAUUGUCCAGACACAAAUCAUGAAGGAGUACCCGAAUGAACUGACAGUGAUAUUCUUUUACAAUCUAUUUGUGAGCCUCACUGCCGCAGUCGUAGGUUUAAUUACAGAGAGAAAUUCUAGUGCUUGGAGAUUGGGGCCGAACAUUGGCUUGGUCUCGGUUGUGUGCUCGGGCCUCCUCGGGUCAUGCCUGAACAAUACAGUUCAUGCAUGGGCGUUGCAUUUGAAGGGGCCUGUCUAUGUAGGGAUGUUCAAGCCCUUGUCGAUUGCCAUUGCUGUUGCCAUGGGUGUUAUGUUCCUUGGUGAUAGUCUCCAUCUUGGCAGUCUUGUUGGAGCAACAAUAAUAUCUAUCGGCUUCUACACUGUGAUGUGGGGUAAAGCAAAAGAAGAGAUAGGUGAAGACUAUGGAGUCGAUAGCCUGGAAUCACCAUCUACGACCCAAAAGGUCCCUCUAUUGCAGAGCUUCAAAACUGAAAGUGAUAAAGGGCAAAUGUAGGCGAUUGUAUAAAAGCAUGUUACAAAUUGUUACAUUGAAUCGAAUCAUAUGAACAGUACUUGUGGUUAGAAUAUCACUUUCUCUCUGCCAAAA
Alnus glutinosa is the source of this 1316-nucleotide messenger RNA. Its product is annotated as WAT1-related protein At3g28050-like. Gene Ontology annotation, molecular function: transmembrane transporter activity. Bases 135 to 1223 code for a protein of 362 amino acids. Gene Ontology annotation, cellular component: plasma membrane. The record is from RefSeq and is a predicted model, not a curated record. The transcript has 7 exons. NCBI's taxonomy places the organism in Eukaryota, Viridiplantae, Streptophyta, Magnoliopsida, Fagales, Betulaceae.